ACGACACGUUUGGAAACCUUCCAGAAAGUAUAACCGAAUUUUAUAUGAAUAAUUGCAGUAAUUUCUUUGUUGUCGAGAUAGAUGCCUUAAGACACUUCCCAAAGCUCAGUGUUCUGGACGUAAGUAAAAGCCCUAUUCAUUUGAUUCAAGCCUUCCGAAUGUUAUAUCCGUUCGAGAACCAAACGAUGGAAAUAAUUAAUUUCCACGACGUGACCUUUGCAAAAGUGAAAAUAUUUUACUAUGAUGUAGUACUCACCGAGGAAAUGAUGAAAUAUAUAAAAACCAUGUGUAUUAAAACGCUAGAUAUAUCAUUCAAUAACAUUGUUGCAUUUAGAAAUAAUUCAUUACUGGCAUUUGAACAUCCGGAGUGUUUCAGGAAAAUACAUUUAACUGCAAAUGAUUUCAGCUUUUAAUUAAAUACUUUAUAGAAGAGUUUAUGGAAUUCUUUAAAAGAUUAACAAAUCUUGAAAUAUAUGAUCAUUCAUAUUUUGCAUUAGGAUACAGAAACCCGAAAUUUUAUAACGACACAGCCUCUAGAAUUGAUGAAAUAAUAACUCCGAAUUCUAAUUCAAUGCCGAAAAAAGUUAUUUUGUAUGCACCUAAAAGUCUGAAGGAAUUUAGAGCUACUCAUAUCAUGUCAAAAUUUCUUUUCGACGAAGUCGUCUUUAACGAAAGUUCUUUGGAAAAUUUUGACGUUUCCGAUUUUGAUACGAUAAUUUUCCCAAAAUUCACAUUUAUUGGUAAAAAUCGGGUAAAGUCUCUUAACAUAUCAGGAAUAAGUGCCCACAGGACAUUAGAUAAGUUUCCACUUAUGUCAAAUUUAACAACAUUAAGGAUGUCAAAGGCAAAGUUAUUUAGAAUUUUUAAUGAAAGUAGCAGUCAUAUUGGAAUUUUUAACUGGGCACCAAAUGUUGAACACUUGGAUCUAUCAAAAAAUUUUAUGUGGGUCUUAAACAAAAGAUUUUUGGAUGGAUUGAAACAUUUAAAAUACUUGAAUUUACAAGGUAAUUUGUUUCAAACUGUUCCUGAGGUAGUAACGUCUUUGACCAAUAUUAAUAAAAUUGAUUUAUCGUUUAACCUUCUGCCGACGCUCGACGAAAAUAUGAGGGGAUGGAUCGACAGACAACAAAAGAAAUUGGGCAAAUUUGAAGUUUUUCUUGUUUUAAAUCCCUUUCUUUGCCACUGUGAAACAGUGUCAUUUCUGUAUUGGAUACGUUCUACGAACGCCAAUUUAGAUUGCGAUGGAAAUUACACGUGCAGGUUAGAUGCGAAUCAUGUAAGCCACACGUUAAAUGUAUAUGAGAAAAUUCACGAUUUUUAUUCGGAUUGCAACGGUAUAUUAUGGCUAAAGUUUGGUGUGUCAUUACUGACUUGCAUUAGUAUCUUGACUAUUUUUGCGACUUUGCUGUAUAACUUCCGAUGGCGAUUAAUAUUUUUUUGUCAACGAAAAUUUCUCAAAAUGGCUGAAAAAAGUUUGAAUGUUGACUUUAAGUAUGAUGUAUACGUUUCGUAUUCAGAUGACGGAGUGUCCUUUAUAAAGAAUUUUUUGCAGCCGAAAAUUGAACAGGAAUGGGGUUUAACUUUGUGCUGCGAAGAUCGAGAUUUUUUCAUAGGGGAGUCAAUUGUUGAUGCACGCGCCGCUUCAAUUCAUGAGAGUAGGCAUAUAAUUUUCCUCGUCACACCAUCUUUUAGGGAGAACGAAUGGAGCAGUUUUGAGAUCGAAAGAGCUAAAUAUGAGAAAUUCUCGAGGGAUUUACAAAAAAUUAUAGUAAUUGCGAAAGGCAUCGCUACAAAAGAUAUGCCCAUCGAAUUUGCUACAGUAUGGAAAGACGUUAGUCUAAUUGAAUGGCCAAUCGAUGUGGACGGAAUUAAUAUGAGUUGUCAGAAACUACGGCUAUCUUUCUUCUAUUAGAAACUUAUGAUUGUAACAAUUUAAAAUGUUUAUUUUGUUCGUUAAAGUAAUUUUUAAAUUUUAAAUAGGAAAUGGUGAAAUAUUUCUUUGGGAAACCAGAUAUUUUAAAGAAGUUGUUCCAUUCACUUCCUCGACACCCGGAAGUAUGUUUUCGAAUACAUUAUUACAUUUAUAUUAUAUAUUAGUUAUCUUUAAU
Messenger RNA from Mytilus californianus (California mussel), 2108 nucleotides. Its product is annotated as toll-like receptor 4. NCBI's taxonomy places the organism in Eukaryota, Metazoa, Mollusca, Bivalvia, Mytilida, Mytilidae. Gene Ontology annotation, molecular function: transmembrane signaling receptor activity; protein binding. The transcript has a single exon. The record is from RefSeq and is a predicted model, not a curated record. Gene Ontology annotation, cellular component: membrane. Gene Ontology annotation, biological process: toll-like receptor signaling pathway; immune response. The coding region runs from base 437 to 1912 and encodes 491 amino acids.